AUGAGCUCAACGAGUAGGAUCGCGGCUGCUCGAGCAUUGACAACACGAUCAACUCGACCCCUGGCCGCACAGCCAUGGUACGCCGCCGCGACCGCGCUACGGCCUUACUCCUCCACGAGCUCAUCACCGUCAUCGUCACCGUCCCCCUCGUCAUCGGCGUCGACUAGCACCGGUACGAGUGCCCCUUCCCCUUCUGUUGAUCGACCAACGGCCAAACCUCAACCGACGAAUCUGCCUGGAUCGAACCUGCCCGGCGCAGGCAAGUAUUCGCCCUUGACCGUGUCGAUCGUCACCAAGGUCGCCAAGCUGUUCGGCUACCAUUCGCAAACAUCGACCGCGAUUCGUACCACCUCGGACUACUACGAUCGAUGUGCCGAGCGAGGAGAGAUCGAGGCACCUUUUUUUUAUGAGGGUCAGUCGAGUGGGAAAGAUCGGUCGCACGGUCGAUCGGUACAACCGAUACGAGGACCUCACUCGCGAUCGCUGACACGACGUCAUUCAUAUUGUGUUGCUGCAGAAUGCUCUCUUCCGCCUUCGUUCCAAACCUGGUUCUCGGUCACGACUCUGCACGUCUGGUUGCUCUCAGUUCGAUUCCGAUCGCUACCGCCGCCGCUCGGUCGAGCCUACGUGCAAGAGCUUAUCAACCAUUUCUUCAUCGACGUCGAGUUGCGCAUUCGAGGUCCCUACGCCGUCACACAGAGCAAGCUGAUCAAGGGCUACAUGAAGGAUAUGCUCGAGCAAUACCAUGGCUCGUGCGCCGCGUACGACGAGGGGCUCAUCUCGAGCGAUGCCGUUCUCGCCGCGGCGUUGUGGCGCAACAUUUUCGGGGCAGGAUGGGGUGGUGUCGGAGGUGUCAAGGGCAAGCGAGCACCCAAGACGGGUGAGGUUCCCAAGUUGGGCCCGAACCCGAACCCUUUCGCCGUCGAUCCGGUCCAAACCAAAGUGCUCAAGAAGGAUCAGGCCCCCUCCGAAGUCUUCACCACCGAUACGCCCAUCAUCGAUCCCAAGCGAGUCGACCAAACGCCGCUCUACCCCGAUGACCCCGAUCUCGAGUUCGCGAUCAGUUUGGAGAAGAUGGUGCGCUACAUCCGGAGGGAGGUGAUGAGGAUGGAGAGGCUGCCGGACCAGACCGUCAUGCUUGCGCGACCACCUCAGGGGCCGGGAAGCUUGGUCGAGUUUACGCGAUUCUGA
This is a messenger RNA of Microbotryum saponariae, 1191 nucleotides long. Lineage: Eukaryota; Fungi; Basidiomycota; Microbotryomycetes; Microbotryales; Microbotryaceae. The record is from the annotation of a GenBank genome assembly.